GUUUGGAGUCGACAUGAGCUCGCUUUGGAGCUUUGACGUUGAUUCGUUCCUCUUUGAGCGGGCGCCGCGCGGCCCGAUGAAGGCGUGACGUGACGAGGAAGCGUCGCGAGAGCCGGCGUCCGACCUCUCGCCUUUCCUUCGGGCCGCUGGCCGGGAGACGACAUGGAGCUCAGCCGUCGCCGGGAUGAGAGCGAAGCCGCCGCCGCGUCCGCGGCGUCGUGGCAACCGUCCGCGGACGGCGAGCGUCUCGUCGGCCGGAUUUUGCUGGACAAGGGCGCCAGGGACGGAUCCGCGCACGCAGACCCCGGCGCGCUGCUCGGACUCAAGGUGACCGGCGGUAAACUGACGGAUCGCGGCCGUCUGUGCGCGUUCAUCACUCAAGUUAAACCGGGAAGUCUGGCGGACGUCGUGGGGCACCUGCGAGCAGGCGAUCAGGUUGUGGAAUGGAACGGACGCGUCCUACAGGGAGCCACCUUCGACGACGUCUACGACGUCAUCUCCGAGUCCAAAUCGGAGCCACGGGUGGAGCUGUUGGUGACGCGACCACUCAGAGCUGCGGACUCUCGCCAUCGCCGGCUGGUCUCCAGUGCGUUGAGCGGCCCGCGAGAGGUUGCGCCGCCGCGCAAAGACCGCCUUUCUUCCGUCCUUCCCUUCAAGGUGAAGCUGUGCUACGAUCAACUCGACGAUCAGCUCACGGUCACCGUCCUCGGGGCCAAAGAACUUCCCGCUCGAGCGGACGGCCGGCCCCGGAGCCUUUAUGUGGAAAUCAACUUGCUUCCUGACAGAAGCGCGACGAGUAAGCGGAGGACAAAGACCGUGAAGAAGUCGGCGGAACCUCGGUGGAACCAGACCUUCGUGUACUCGCCGCUCCACCGACGGGGCUCCCGGCAGCACGCGCUGGAGUUGACGGUCCGGGACGGGGCCGGCGUCGCCGAGGACGAGAGCGGCUUCCUCGGAGAGGUUGUGAUCGGACUGGAGAAGAGCGCCCUGACGGAUGACCGGCCGCACUGGUUCAAGCUUCGCGGGAGCGAUUUUGCCUCUGCGCCGCGAGUCGCCGCUCGUCGCUCCCCCCGGCGCGCGGCCGGCGCCGGGGGGCUCCAUCCUUUCCAUAGGUUCAGCGACGGAGACCUUUCCGAUUAUGACGGCGAGGACGGCGUCGGGGUGAUAUCAGGUGAACUUGGAAUCCCGUCGCGCGGGGACGGCGAGGCGUUUGGUGGCGACGCUUCCUCUUUCUCGCCAGACUCCCGGCAGAACGGCCGACGCCCGCGCGGCUCUUCGUCUCGUCCCGGUUGGCGAAGCGACCCGGCGCCGGCGAGGUGCUCGUCGUCCCCGAUCCGCAGCGUCACCCCGCUUUAUCCGCUUUACCGCGACGACGCCGUGCGGCUGCUACGAGGCUCCAAGGUCACCCGAGCUCAUUCCGAUGUCGGACUCCACGGCAGCCUGGACGAUCGCGCGAGAGGUGCUUGUCGCGCGGGCUUAAGUGGCCGACGCGUAUUAACCAAGUCCGUGUGUCCAGGAGGUCACCGAGGAGGAGGUCUGGGGCAUUUUCUCUUGAUUCCAGCGACUGGUACGGAAAAAAAAAAACAAGCCAAAAUACCCCACCAAAACUUGAAGGUGAAUGUCAACAAGGAGUUGUGCCUCCGUCCCGUGCGUAGUUACUCUGCAAGGUUUUGCGACGCUUCCUGGCCAACCCAUAAGGCGAACGGGAGCGUUGAGGACUUCAGCCAAAACUUCACUCCGGACUUCCCUUGGGAAGGAGAACCCUUCGACGAGGACCUGCUCAGAGGGGGGCGGCGUGACGGCCGGCUCCCCGCGAGUCCCGUCGGAAGCCCCGAGUGCGGCCGCCGAGGACGCCGGCUGCCCGCCGUCCCGCCCAAAGGCGCACCGGACACACUUUGGGCCACGGCGAGCAAAGGGGCGGCAAGUGGAAUUGGCGCUCCCCCCACUCCUCUCUCGCCUCCCCCCUCGCACAGACAGGCUCCUCCCACUGGCAACCAACAAUGCCCUCCGCUCAUUAGAAUCCAAGCUCCACCUCCCACGGUAGCGCCGCACUUGCACCCCCCGACUUGGACCAUUGAGGCGGGCCACCGCCAAGCCGCGCGCUCCCCUCCUCCCCCGCCAAAGCCGGCUCCUCCGCCCAACGCCCCCCAAUCUCCUCAAGCUCCUCCCCCACCGUCGCCAACUGUUCAUGCAGCCCCUCCCCCCAGCACCCCUGAACCUCCUCAAGCUCCUCCCCCACCCUCGUCAACUGUUCAUCCAGCCCCUCCCCCCAACGCCCCCGAAUCUCCUCAAGCUCCUCCCCCGCCCUCGUCAACUAUUCAUGCGGCCCCUCCCGCGACAACCCCUCAUCAAGAGCCUCCCCCGGCCCCCUCCGCUCGUCCUGGAGCCCCAGCUCCCUUAGCGGCGAGCGGCUCUCCGGCUCCGCCCCCUCAGACUCCAGAGGCGGAGAGACGUUCCGCCACGCCCGGAGGGAGCAGGAAAGAGGUCACGUGGGAGGACCAGCGGAGCGAGGCGGCAAACGGUGCGCUGAAGCAUCCGGAAAAGAUGCGGGACGGCCUGUCGUCGAAGUCGUCCCUCAGCAACUUGAGCGACUCGUCCGCCGGCUCUGUCGUCCUCGACGACCCUCCGGGGGUCAGUCAGGCGGACGCUCCGCGGGAUCCGUCGGAGGACUCCGGGACGGGACGGGCGGAAAAGGCCGCCCUUCGGACCGACGGAUCGAUGGAGGAAGGAGAGGAGGAAGAGCCCGAGUCGGCCAAGUCGAUCGCCGCGCCGGCCGCCAAGUCCGCCGGCGUGGGCGGCGACAUUUGUUCUUUGAGCCGCAACGACGACGACGACGACGACAAGAAGCGGCGAUCCAGUUUGGGCGCUCGGGUGAUGGGAAUGGUCGGACUGGGAAAGAAGAGCCAAAGCGCCGCGCAACUCAACCCGGAAGAGGAAGAGAAGAAGAAGAAGGCGGUGAGACUUCCCGUCCAGAGGAGCGUGGAAACCGGACUGGCCGUGGAGUUCAAGUCUCGCUUCACCCGACAGCCCAGCCGCGAUCCCGACGCCGAGGACCCCAAGCCCGGCGCGUUGAUCUUCCCGGGAGUCAAGCUGGCCGCGGACCGACACUUCACCGGUUUCCUCGACGGCUUAGGUCCCGCCCAGCUGGCCGGGAGGCAGACCUUGGCCACGCCUCCCAUGGGAGACAUCCAGAUCGGAAUGGUCUACAGGAAGGAGCGCCUCGACGUGGAGGUGAUCCGGGCCAGGGGGCUGGUGGGGAAACAAGGAAACAAGAACACGCCGGCCGCAUAUGUGAAGGUCUACCUGAUGGAUAACGGCAAAUGUUUGUUGAAGCGAAGAACCCGCCUGGCCAGGAAAACGCUGGAUCCUCUCUACCAACAACAGCUGCAGUUUGAAGAGAAUCCGGAAGGGAAAGUUCUGCAGAUCGUGGUGUGGGGCGAUUACGGCAAGAUGGACCACAAAUCCUUCAUGGGCGCCGCUCAGGUUCUACUGGAUGACUUGGACCUGUCCGGCAUGGUGAUUGGCUGGUUUAAACUGUUUCCGGCCACCUCCCUGGUGGACCCCGCUCUGGCCCCGCUGACCAAUAAAGAGACGGAGGGCGGGAGCGCGCCGUAGGGCAAAGCAACCGGGCGGGGGGGCCGAUGCCGAUCGCCCGCGGUCGUUGCCCGUUCCGGGGGACUGGGAAGGAUCCGUCGGUGAUCUUCCCGGACAGUCGCGGCCGCUCGCUCCCUCACGUGACCUCACGCCCGCGUCGACGGCCCGGGACCACCGCGGCUGAGGAUGAGCCAGCUCGCUAAAGGGCAGCAAACAAGUCACAAAAACGGGCGGAGCAAGGACAGAAGUGUUGUCGCAUCAAGUUGAUCUCAGGAAAUAAAGAUGGGCAAUGUUCUCAAGUCUGGAGGCUCUUUGAUUUUCUGGAAGCGACGAACGCCACUUGAUUCAUUCGAGAUGGUUUCAUUGGAUAAUUGAUCCGCCUUUGGGGUCCAUCCAGCCUCUUUAGCGGCCGCCGAUGGUCUUCCUCACUCUGUCCCUCAUCUUCUGCUCCAACUGGGGCCAGCGGCAAGUCUGUCGGCAAAUCCGGCAUCCUUCGACCAUCCCCCCCCUUCCUCCCACCCUAGGCCUCCCUCUUAGAACGUUUUUGUCUUGAACGGAGUUCCAACCUUUUGGUCUUCACGCACCUUCCUGAACAAUAAAUGCGAACAAAGGAGGGAUUUCAAAGUUUAAUAAUGCCGUUGGGAAAAUCGAAGGGAAAAAAAACAAACAUCAACCGAUCGUGCGGGCCAAAGAACAUCACAAUUUGAAUAACGCUAACAAUAAAUAAGAGCGGGUACCAAAAUCGGGAACGCAAAAAAAAAAAAA
Molecule: messenger RNA, 4359 nt
Organism: Hippocampus comes (tiger tail seahorse)
Lineage: Eukaryota; Metazoa; Chordata; Actinopteri; Syngnathiformes; Syngnathidae
Product: regulating synaptic membrane exocytosis protein 2-like
Exons: 25
Coding region: 163-3615 (1150 amino acids)
Biological process (GO): positive regulation of synaptic transmission; regulation of synaptic plasticity; regulation of membrane potential
Cellular component (GO): cytoskeleton of presynaptic active zone; presynaptic membrane
Molecular function (GO): transmembrane transporter binding; small GTPase binding
Source: RefSeq, a predicted model, not a curated record